CUCUCUGGAAGUCUGGAUCACUCUUGGCUAGCUUGGGCGUGCAACUUUUCCUUGCCUUCUUAUUCACAUCUCCCACCGUUCACAUCUCUCAUUCUGUCACCAACCACCGCCACCAUCUUCUCCUCCCCCUCACAGGCUCACCUCUACUAGCUCCUCUCUCCAACCUCUAUUACUGCCGCCUGUUGAUCCUCUUCUUGGUGUUCUUCUACAAGUUAGCUGCACAUCUCAAUUCUUCGACAAGGCACCAGCAAGAAGAUCAGUUAGCGUAUAGUAUGAUCAGGAUCAUAAUGAAGUAGCCAGAUAUAGAUAGUUUCCACAGGUGUGUAUCUAGGUUUUGUGUGGCUUGUGAUCUGGUAGAACACACACCUUGGCACAUACUCGAUCGCGUCGUGGGCGGCUGCUAGGUAGCCAUCAGCUAGUGAUCCAUCGACCGAUGAUGGCCGGAGCACCGCCGAUGCACAUCUGCAUGGACUCGGACUGGCUCAAGGGCAUCGUCCCCGAGGAGCCCGGGAUGGGGUCGUCGUCCCCGUCGGCGGAGCUGAUCGCGUGCCCGCGGCCGGUGCACGCCGCGGCGGCGGACCGGCGCCUGCGCCCGCAGCACGACCAGCCGCUCAAGUGCCCGCGGUGCGAGUCCACGCACACCAAGUUCUGCUACUACAACAACUACAGCCUCUCGCAGCCGCGCUACUUCUGCAAGACGUGCCGCCGCUACUGGACCAAGGGCGGCUCGCUCCGCAACGUCCCCGUUGGCGGCGGGUGCCGCAAGAACAAGCGCGCCAGCGCCAAGAAGCCCGCCGCGCCGCCUAUGCUCCAGGCGGCGCAUGCGCGGCAGGUGGCGGAGACCGGCCUCCACCUGUCGUUCUCCGGUAUGCUGCAGCUGCCGCCUCCGACAGCCGCGGCGGACCCGCUGUGCAGCCUCGGCCUCCUGGACUGGAAGUACGACCCGAUCCUUGCAGGACCCGGUGCCGCGGCCGGCGCGCUGGAUGGCGCCGGCUCCGAGGCGCAGUUUUCCGGGGCGGGCAUGAUGGGCAUCCCCGGCGGCGGCGAGUGCCACGCGCUGAGCGCGCUCCGGUACGCGGCCGGCCUGGGCGAGCACCUGCAGCUUCAGGGGCUUCCGUUCGGGGCGCGCGCGGAGCACGACGCCGUGGAGGUGAAGCCGGCGGCGGCAGCGGAGAGGCUGCUGUCGCUGGACUGGUACGGCGAGGCGGCGAGCCGCGCGCCAGAGAGCGCCAUCAGCUCGCUGGGCGCGCUGGGCCUGUGGAGCGGCAUGCUCGGCGGCGCGCACCAGCACCAUGGCUCCUCCGCGGCCAUCUGAUCCUGGCAAAAACGUGCCUCUUCAUGCGAUGCGUUGCAUGCAUCGUGCAAGCAUUAGUGGUUUGCUAAUGGCGUUAUUAACGAGUGACUACGUCGCCGCAAAAAAAAAAAAGAGUGACUACGUAGAAGUGCUUACCUUUUUGUUGUUGUUUUUGCUGUUGUCAUCAUCUGUUUUCGUUUCAUCGUUUUGUUUGGACAAUCGAUGCUUGCAGCUUCUCAUUUCGGACGGUAUCUAGUUAACAUUUGGUGGUGGUUGCUGAAAUCAGGUUUUAUA
Molecule: messenger RNA, 1588 nt
Organism: Setaria italica (foxtail millet)
Lineage: Eukaryota; Viridiplantae; Streptophyta; Magnoliopsida; Poales; Poaceae
Product: dof zinc finger protein 1
Exons: 2
Coding region: 434-1315 (293 amino acids)
Biological process (GO): regulation of DNA-templated transcription
Molecular function (GO): DNA binding; DNA-binding transcription factor activity
Source: RefSeq, a predicted model, not a curated record